AUGUUCGAUGAAAUAGAUGGAGUAUGGAAUCUUUCCUGUGAUCAGCAAUUAAUUGCAACCAGAAACUCUAAGUUUGGAGAAGCACUCGUAAUUCAAACUACACGUCAGGCUGGAUCGUAUCUGCUCGGGUUUCGAAUAGAUCCACGCGAGCGUCUCGUUAAAGUAAUGAAACAACUUGGUAGUUUACAUAGCAUUUACUUGAAAAACCCUGUUCUUGGAAUUGCGACUAGUCAAGCAGAAGAUGUAAUAAUACAAGAUAUUAAGGGAAUAAAUGAAGAUAUAGAUGACUUCAAAGGUCGAACUACUGAAGACCAUUGUGAUAUCCUCUCAGUUUAUCUAGCAGAUGGAACCAAACUAAAAGAUAGGGAGCCAGUAUACAACGAAGACCUUGGCCUUGCUGUCGAACGCCUGCCAGAAAACUACACUAUUUCUGACUUGUGGAAGAUAAUACCAGGAAAGAAUAAAGAGAAAUGA
Messenger RNA from Schistosoma turkestanicum, 474 nucleotides. The record is from the annotation of a GenBank genome assembly. NCBI's taxonomy places the organism in Eukaryota, Metazoa, Platyhelminthes, Trematoda, Strigeidida, Schistosomatidae.